UUUAUGUUGCAGACUUUAAUUCUUGUGAAUUUCAUUUUUUAUAGACAUGUAUGAAUAAGUUUAUUUAUAAUCAAGUUACUCGGACAGAAUAAAGGUAUGAUGUGUAUUUAAAUUCGGUUAAUUAAAUACGAACUGACCUGUGAUAUUUAUAGGUCACUGACUGGAAUACAUGUUUGCAAUAUGAAGCCGCUGCCAAAUGCCUUACUAAGAAUAGCCAAGCAUUUGAACUACAAGCGAACAUUCCUGGCCAGAGAUUGCACACGUGUUGAUGUACCAUGUAUUCCUUAUGAAGCAUUUGAAUUUACAGGAACAAAGAUCAACCCAUGGUAUAUCCAAACACUUAUUGGGGCAGUGAGGUCUGUCAGUUUCUCCAAGUAUGCAGACGACAAAAUCCCGCCUCGCUCAACUCUAGAUUUUCACGAUAUCUUAGAAAACUACUUUAUAUUCAUCAUUGGUGUAACGAUGGAUAUCAAGAGACCGUUUCACGAUUUUGAAACACCAAAAGCCCCGCUUUAUGUUGUUGAGAAGUUGAAGUAUUUAGGUAAAACAUCAAAGACGUUGACCUAUGAUAUUCGUCAUGGUAACACUGACGAGUUAUACGUGUCUUGUGAUAUAACUGACGUCCUCGUGUCAACUAAAAGUCGUAAACCAACUGCCUACCCGGACUGGUGGCUUCAAAAGCAUGGUGAUCUUGUAACAGAAGAAAAGGCAAAGUUCGCGGAAGAGCCACUGCCAAAUAACGAACCUUUCUCUUCAGUGAUAAGUGUAAAAUCUAGUGAUAUCGAUACAUACCAACAUACAAACUGGGCGUCAUACCUGAAAUUCUGUUACGAAAGUUUCACGGACCAUACAUUAACAAAUUCUUACAAAAGAAUGAACAAAGCCCAUCUAAGUAAUGGAUUAAAAUCUUGUAGUAUGAUUUAUAAAAAUGAAACUAAUUUAGGGGAUACCCUUAACGUAAAGUCAUGGGAGUCUGAUGCAGAUGAUGAUAAAGUUAUCUUCAAUGUACUUAAAGAUGACAAAGUUUGUCUGUAUUGCAACAUGAAAUUCUUUAACACAUUUGAAUAGUUGUUAUUGCGUUCUCAGUUUUAAGAAAUCCAUAUUUCUAUUUUUAGAUCUCCAGCAUAUACACAUGUAACGGUCCGACCAUAGUUUGGCUCAGAUCAUUGUCGGAUGAACAUGUAAAUGUUAAUGGUUCGGCCGUUGUUUUCCGACGAUGGGCUCAGAUCUGCAUGUUAUGUAUAUUGCUAAAUGUAUAAAUUAAGAUUUACACGAAUUUCAUAUACAUGUAUAUCAAUAUAUUUUUAAAUGUCAUGGUACCAAAAUUUUCAUUAAAAAUGUGUAAUUAUAUUCAAAGGAUAUUGGUAUAUUAAAUAAUAGUUUUCUA
This is a messenger RNA of Ruditapes philippinarum (Manila clam), 1387 nucleotides long. RefSeq lists its product as uncharacterized. The transcript has 3 exons. NCBI's taxonomy places the organism in Eukaryota, Metazoa, Mollusca, Bivalvia, Venerida, Veneridae. The record is from RefSeq and is a predicted model, not a curated record. The coding region runs from base 181 to 1068 and encodes 295 amino acids.